GGAUCCAAACAUGGGCGACCCGCACAACGACAACGACAGCGACAACGACGCACGACACACACACACCUAAUCGCCGCCUCGAUUGCCGCCCAACAAUGGCGCUAGAAUCAGCCGAGACUCCGCGGCGCGCGACCCGCGAGGAGAUGCGCGAUGCGAAGGUGCCCUUGGCCUACCGCGACAGCUGCGCCCACCUGCUGAUCCCCCUCAAUCGGUGCCGCUUCGAGACGUACUAUCUGCCCUGGAAGUGCGAGGACGAGCGGCACAGCUACGAAAAGUGCCAGUACGUCGAGUUCAAGAAGCGCGUCGCCAAGAUGAACGAGCUGAGGGAAGCGAAGGGCGGCGCCCGGAGCAACUGAGGAGACAGAUAUCUGGUUGGACCGUGAGUGGCGGCAGGCCGGGCGAGAGGAGGAGGACACACAAGACAUGCGGAAUACGCCCAGGAGGGUGCCUGUGUAUAUUCACAUGCGGCUACGUGCCAUCCUGCCGACCGGCAUAGACAGUAAUUGGCGCCGAGCCGGUUGUUGGUGCUGGACA
This is a messenger RNA of Thermothielavioides terrestris NRRL 8126, 534 nucleotides long. RefSeq lists its product as uncharacterized. The coding region runs from base 96 to 356 and encodes 86 amino acids. The record is from RefSeq and is a predicted model, not a curated record. Gene Ontology annotation, cellular component: mitochondrion. The transcript is spliced from 3 exons. NCBI's taxonomy places the organism in Eukaryota, Fungi, Ascomycota, Sordariomycetes, Sordariales, Chaetomiaceae.